AUGGUUGAUGAAGAUGGUCAGGGUCGAAAAAGGAAACGGUCAGCAGAGGAGUCUGUAACUUCUGUGGAUGAAUCCUUGAGAGUGCUACAUGAACAUGAAGAUCAGAAAAGGAUAGUUCGCUUUACCCUGCUGGCAGGGAAACUUCACAAGAAAAAGCAAAUCUCUGAUAUUGACCGUUGGAUCAAGUUGGUCAUCAGACACUAUGUCGAAGUGCUGGAGCUCAUGUUCAAAUGCAGUAAUAAAUUAAUCCCAAGGUACAGUUUUCCACCUGCUAGUUCUGAUCUUGGGUCAUUAGUUGUAUUGAGGUUACAUUAUUGUGAUAUUUCCAAGGAAGCCUUAAAGCAAGAGGGCAUGAGAUUUAGCUGCCUAAAAGAGCUCAGUUUGUUAGAGUCUGAUUUACAUGGACUUACCAAUGAGCUCCUUUCUAGAUGUCCUUCUAUUGAGACUUUAAAAUUCAAUUUCUGUAAAAACCUAAAAGAUCUUCAGCUCUGUGGAUUUUCCAAGCUUAAGACUGUUGAGCUACUCUUUACUAGAGUUUAUCGCUACAAGAUUGAAGCAUCCAGUCUUCAAACUCUUCGAUAUUCCUACCUCAAUGACCCGUUGGACCUUGAAGCAAUCAACUGCAUUAAUUUAAAGGAGUUGAUAAUGCAAACUCCUCUGCUUGCAAUUACCACUCAAUAUAUUGCAACACUUCUUUUGAAAUUUCCCUUUCUUGAGAAGUUAAACUUGGAGGGCAGUUUUACCAGAUAUGCUCGAGUAGAAUUAAGAGAAGAAACAAUUCGUCCAGUUUCGAAAAUUCAGUAUUUGGAGGUUGUUGCUACUAGGACUUCAAUAGAUCGUGCAUCUUUUCUAUUGAAAAAAUCCUGGGAUAAAGGUAAUAAUUUGUUGAUCAUCAACUGGGAUCUGCAUAUUAAAGAUCACCUUAGAAAAGCUGAAGACAUUUUCAGGGUCUUAAAAUCAAAGAAAUUUGCAUUGCUAUUGGAUGAUAUAUGGGAGAGGGUUGAUUUAGCCAAAAUUGGGGUUCCUAUUCCUGACAGACAGAAUACGUCCAAGCUAGUAUUCAAAACUCGCUCUGAGGAGGUGUGUAGCCGUAUGGGCGCUCACAAAAAGAUUAAGGUAGAGUGUUUGGCAUGGGACAGAGCAUGGACUUUGUUUCAAGAGAAGGUGGGUGAAGAAACACUUUAUAUUCAUCCAGAUAUCCCUAAACUAGCAGAAAUCGUUGCCAAAGAGUGUGACGGUUUGCCAUUAGCUCUAAUUACAAUUGGUCGGGCCAUGGCUUGCAAGAAGACACCCCAAGAAUGGAAUCAUGCAAUUCAAGUUCUAAAAAGAUCUGCCUCUGAAUUUUCAGAAGAUUUUCUCAUUCACAAAAGAAGAUUAAUAUAUUGUUGGGUUGGUGAGGAAAUUUUGGAUGAGUAUGAUGACAUAACUGGAGCUCAAAACCAAGGGUAUGAUAUUAUAGGUACUCUGGUUAAUGCAUGUUUAUUGGAAGGUAGAGAAGAUUAUGUGAGAAUGCACGAUGUGAUUCGUGACAUGGCAAUGUGGUUGGCUUGUGAAUGUGGGAAGGCCAAGGAGAAUUUCCUGGUGCAUACAGGUGCUCAUUUGAUUGAAGCACCCGAUUUCGAAAAAUGGAAAGGUGCGAAAAGGAUGUCACUAAUGGCUAAUCAGAUUGAGAAUCUAGUAGAAGGAUCCAUAUGCCCUAGUUUGUCUACCCUGUUUCUCACUAAUAAUCGUUUGAAAAUGAUUAGUGAAGGCUUCUUUCAGCAUAUGCCCAGUUUAAGAGUCUUGGACCUGUCAGAAAACAAGGGUAUAACUCAUUUGCCAAUGGGAAUAUCAAAAUUGAAGUCACCACAAUAUCUCAAUCUAUCGCAAACGGGCAUAAGAGACUUGCCAAUUGAGUUGAAGGCCUUAGACAAGCUCAAAUAUUUGAACUUGGAGUUUACCAGUAAAUUGAAUAUGGUUCCAAGGAAUGUAAUUUCAAGUUUUCUGAUGCUGAGGGUGUUGAGAAUGUAUGAUUGUGGUUCAUCAGAUGAUGUUCUAUUUGGUGGAGAAGAAGCUUUAGUAGAGGAAUUGGUGUGUUUGAAACACUUGGAUGUGUUGACUAUCACCAUAAGGUGUGUCUCUGCUUUCAAAAGAUUCUUCACCUCCCUCAAUUUACUGACCUGCACUCAAGUUCUAUGCCUUGAGUCCUUCACCUGUGUGAGCUCCCUUGACAAACAUGAAAUGUCUGGAUAUCCUUAAUAU
Prunus avium (sweet cherry) is the source of this 2241-nucleotide messenger RNA. NCBI's taxonomy places the organism in Eukaryota, Viridiplantae, Streptophyta, Magnoliopsida, Rosales, Rosaceae. The record is from RefSeq and is a predicted model, not a curated record.